AUGACUUUGACAAACUUCACAACGGAUGCACUUGAGGGCUUGUGUACUCAAGAGCAGCUUGACCUUCUAGACUCCAUCGACACACUCCGAUCGCAAGGCAUCAGCCACUACGUCUCGCUCCCGCAAAUAAUCGUAUGCGGAGACCAAUCAUCCGGAAAGAGCUCCGUUCUCGAGGCGAUUUCCGGCGUUUCUUUUCCGGUGAAAAGCAGUUUGUGCACUAGAUUUCCAACCGAAUUGGUUCUUCGGAAGAACUCCCAAGUCGGAGUUCGGGUUUCUAUUGUCCCUCACCAGUCGCGCAGCGACGCAGAGCAGCAUUCUCUUGGCAACUUUUGCGAACAACUUGAUGGAUUUGAUGGCCUUGCAAACUUGAUAGAGAAUGCGAAAGCAGCAAUGGGAAUAUCAACCCACGGAAAAGCAUUUUCAAAUGACCUUCUGCGAGUUGAAAUUUCGGGUCCUGACCGGCCACAUCUCACAAUUGUCGAUCUUCCGGGUCUGAUCCACUCAGAAACACGACAGCAAUCGGCAGCCGAUGUACAACUAGUCCAAGACGUGGUCCAGUCAUACAUGAGGGAAUCACGAAGCGUUAUCCUUGCCGUCGUCUCCGCCAAGAAUGAUUUUGCAAACCAGAUCGUCCUCCGUUUAGCGCGGGACGCUGAUCCAUCUGGCAACCGGACAUUGGGCGUCAUCUCUAAGCCUGAUACGCUAGUCCCGGGAUCUGAAAGUGAGGCUUCUUUUGUGUCGCUUGCCAAGAACCAAGACGUGGAAUUCCGUCUUGGAUGGCAUUGGAGCUUAUCCGAUCGGGAUACCCAGGAAUGGAAAUUCUUUUCCCAAGGAAUCUGGGAAGACCUGCCUCGAUCUCUUGUGGGUGUGGAUUCACUACGAACCCGUCUGAGCAGCCUACUUCUAGGCCAGAUUGCAAGUGAACUUCCAAGCCUGAUCAACGAGAUAAAUUCCAAGAUUAAUUCCUGCAGUUCGCAGCUUCAGAAGCUUGGUGACCCUCGUGCAACACUAGAUGAACAAAGAUCAUACCUUUUGCAUAUCAGUCAAGCGUUCCAGUCUCUGGUCAAGGCAGCUGUGGAUGGUACUUAUAACGAGCCUUUCUUCGGAGAUGCAAAGACGGAUAAUGGGUACCAGAAGCGCAUCCGAGCAGUCAUUCAAAAUCUGAAUCAGAAAUUUACGGAUAAUAUUUCCCACCGUGGCCAUUUACGCCAUGUCCAUGAAAUUGAAGACCACAGAUCGGUCUCCAAACGUCAAAUACUUCUCACAAGAAAAGAAUACGUUCAGCAUAUCGAAACGCUUCUCAAAAAGACAAGGGGUCGGGAGCUACCCGGUACUUUCAAUCCUUUAAUCGUUAAGGAUCUAUUUCAAGAACAAUGCGGCCCGUGGGAGGACCUAACACACAACCAUAUUACUGCAGCUUGGGCGGCGGCAAGAGAAUUCCUUCAACACGCAGUUUCCUAUGUGGCAGAUGAGGCUACCUCUAAGGCUUUAUUUCAAAACGUAAUUUUGCCGGCCCUGGAGAAUUUACGACAUGUAUUGAGGAAGGGAAGCGAAGAGCUACUUAUGCCGCAUCAACGAGGUCAUCCCAUCACCUACAACCACUACUUCACCGAAACACUCCAAAAGACCCGUGCUGAUCGCCAAAAAGAUGCCUUCCGUAAAGCUCUUCAAUCGUACUUUGGUGUUGAUACUCUUUCAACCUCUGAGACUGUGGUGCACGCCAUCGAUAUCCAAGGGCUUUUCAAUUCUCUUGUUCAGACUACCAUACCGGACAUGACACGUUUUGCAUCCGAGGAAGCACUUGACUGCAUGCUUGCCUACUACAAGGUUGCACUCAAGCGUUUUGUUGAUGAUAUUGCCACUGAAGUAAUCGAAGUAAACCUUCUGGGUGCAAUUCCUACACUUUUUACACCUAUAACCGCAUACGAGAUGCCCAAAGAGUUGGUCAGACAAAUCGCCGGUGAAUCUGAGGAGAGCCAAAGUCGACGGGAACAAUUAAACAAAAAAUUGUGGAUUCUCAGGAAAGGUUCGGACACUUGCAAACGUUUCGUUGGCAUUAGAGGCAUUGGUAAGAGAGGUCAGUCUACGACCAUACUUAUACUGACCGACUCGGUAGAGUCCAUCAAUGAAUUACAGGCUAGCUUACAAAACAAUCCGGCUACAUUAUCUUCUAGCUCUUGCAGCUUGGUUGAUGCGAUUGGAUCUGAAUCAGUCGACGGACAGUCCGGAUCAUCCAGCCCGGAUCUAUUAGAGCAACCUGCCAAAUAUGAGUAUGCUCAAGUGCACACCGCAGAGCCGGAGCAGCUAUUGGAAGCUCCCAUUUCAUCGAAGGGUGGCAAAAAGAAAAAAAAGGGGAAGUCUGCCCACAGACUUCCAUCUCCCGUCGAACCCACCGUUGAGCCUCCUACUGGAGAAGAAAUAUUCGCUUGA
This is a messenger RNA of Penicillium soppii, 2430 nucleotides long. Its product is annotated as dynamin family protein. The transcript is spliced from 3 exons. Gene Ontology annotation, cellular component: microtubule; cytoplasm; membrane. NCBI's taxonomy places the organism in Eukaryota, Fungi, Ascomycota, Eurotiomycetes, Eurotiales, Aspergillaceae. The coding region runs from base 1 to 2430 and encodes 809 amino acids. Gene Ontology annotation, molecular function: microtubule binding; GTPase activity; GTP binding. The record is from RefSeq and is a predicted model, not a curated record.